AUGGAACUGAAAAACAAUACAUGGACUUCAAAAUUUUUUCUUCUGGGAUUUUCAGAGGAACCUCCAUUGAAAACUGUCCUCUUUGGGGUUUUCCUCACCAUGUACCUGACCACCAUGAUUGGGAACCUGCUCAUCAUCCUGGCCACCAUCUCAGACUCCCGCCUGCACACAGCCAUGUACCUUUUCCUCUCCAACCUGUCCUUUGCUGACAUCUGUCUCACCUCUACCACCAUGCCCAAGAUGUUGGAGAAUAUGCAGACACAGAACAAAAUCAUAAGCUAUGCAGGCUGCAUCACACAGAUGCACUUUUUCAUACUCUUUGCAAGCUUGGGAAACUUCCUCCUGGCUGUGAUGGCUUAUGACCGCUUUGUGGCCAUCUGUAACCCCCUGCGUUAUACAGCCAUCAUAAAUCCUUGCAUCUGUGGGCUGAUGCUUGUGUCAUGUUGGAUCAUGAGUAUUCUGCAUGCCCUUUUACAAAGCUUAAUGGUGCUGCGGCUGUCAUUUUGUGCAGAUUUGGAAAUCCCACACUUUUUCUGUGAACUGAAUCAAGUGGUCCAACGUUCCUGUUCUGACACUUUUCCUAAUGAUCUGGUGAUGUAUUUUACAUCUGUGUUGCUAGGUGGUGGCCCACUGACUGGAAUUAUUUAUUCUUAUGCCAAGAUAGUUUCCUCCAUAUGUGCAAUCUCAUCAGCUCAGGGGAGAUAUAAAGCAUUUUCUACAUGUACAUCUCAUCUCUCAGUUGUCUCCCUCUUCUAUUGUACAAUCCUAGGAGUGUACUUUAGUUCUGCUGCAACCAACAGCUCACACUCAAGUGGAACAGCCUCGGUGAUGUACAGUGUGGUCACACCCAUGCUGAACCCCUUCAUCUACAGUCUGAGGAAUAAAGAUAUCAAGAGUGCUCUGAGGAAGACUUGUUGUCAGCAAGUUUCCCAGGGCCUGCCCAGCUUAUCCCUGUCCCAUGCUUUGUGCCUCAUCUUGACUUACAGGUUAACAGCAUCAAUACAGGGAGCUAUAUUUGUAGAGAGCAUGAGAAGUAUUGAAGCAGAAAGAAGAAUACAAUCCAAUAAUAACAAAAAACCCACAUACCACUAA
Messenger RNA from Fukomys damarensis (Damara mole-rat), 1092 nucleotides. RefSeq names its product olfactory receptor 7A10. Gene Ontology annotation, biological process: G protein-coupled receptor signaling pathway. Gene Ontology annotation, molecular function: olfactory receptor activity; G protein-coupled receptor activity. The transcript is spliced from 4 exons. Bases 1 to 1092 code for a protein of 363 amino acids. Lineage: Eukaryota; Metazoa; Chordata; Mammalia; Rodentia; Bathyergidae. The record is from RefSeq and is a predicted model, not a curated record. Gene Ontology annotation, cellular component: membrane.